AUGGUGUCUGAAAAGUCCCUCGAGGACGCCCGUCCACGCGACCCCGAGCCCGUGACAGCAACCGCCGUCGCUGGAUACGAUGACGAUGGCGCGAUCCCAAAGGGCCAGCUGGACCCCGUCUACGAGGCAAAGGCCCGCAUCCAAGACAUCGGCAUGGGCAAAUACCAGUGGCAGCUCUUCAUCGUCGUCGGCUUUGGCUGGGCGUCAGACAACCUCUGGCCCAUUGUCACCUCGCUUAUCCUACUGCCCAUCCGGAAUGAGUUCCACCCAGCUAGGCCGGAGCUGCUACCCCUCUCGCAGAACAUUGGCCUCCUCGUGGGCGCCAUGUUCUGGGGCUUUGGGUGCGACAUCUUUGGCCGCAAGUGGGCGUUUAACCUGACCCUCGGUCUUACUGCCGUCUGGGGCCUCGUCGCGGCGUCGGCGCCCAGCUUUGCGGGCAUCGCCGUCUUCGCGGCGCUCUGGUCCUUUGGCGUCGGCGGCAACCUCCCCGUCGACUCGGCCAUCUUCCUCGAGUUCCUCCCCGGCACCCACCAGUACCUCCUGACCAUCCUGUCCAUAGACUGGGCCAUUGCGCAGGUCAUUGCCACGCUCAUCGCCUGGCCUUUGCUCGGCUACCGCACCUGCCAGUCCAGCUCGGCGGCCACCUGCACGCGCGAGGCGAACAUGGGCUGGCGGUAUUUCAUGCUCGCGGUGGGCGGUAUGACGCUGCUCAUGUUUGCCGUGCGCUUCUUCUGCUUCACCAUCUUCGAGUCGCCAAAGUACUACAUGGGCAAAGGCCGCGACGACGAGGCCGUCCGGAUCGUGCACGAGGUGGCCCGGCGGAACGGGACCACGACACCGCUGACCAUCGAGGACCUCAAGGCCUGCGAACCGGAAGGGUACGUCCCGUCUUCAACAAACGCCGCCACGGCUGCCGUCAAGCGCAAGCUCGAGGCGGUCAACCUGACGCACGUGCGCGCGCUCUUCUCGACGGGCAAGCUCGCCUACAGCACCGCCGCGCUCAUGCUCAUCUGGGCCUUCAUCGGCCUGGGCUACCCGCUGUACAACGCCUUCCUGCCCUUCAUCCAGGACUCGCGCGGCGUCGACUUUGGCGACGGCUCCACCGAGACGACGUACCGCAACUCGCUCAUCAUCGCGGUGCUCGGCGUCCCGGGAGCCCUGGUGGGGGGCCUGCUGGUCGAGGUGCCGCGGUUCGGGCGCAAGGGCGCGCUCUCGCUGUCCACGGCCCUCACGGGGGUGUUCCUGUACUGCUCGACCACGGCGCUCAGCUCGCAGUCCCUGCUGGGCUGGAACUGCGCGUACAGCUUCACCAGCAACGUCAUGUAUGCCGUGCUCUACGCCUACACGCCCGAGCUGUUCCCCACAAAGGACCGCGGGACGGGAAAUGCCCUCACCGCCACCGCCAACCGCGUCUUCGGCAUCAUGGCCCCCAUCGUCGCCAUGUUUGCAAACCUCCAGACCGCAGCGCCCGUGUACACCUCUGGCGCGCUGUUCAUCGCCGCGGGGGUCGUGGUGCUGACGCUGCCGUUCGAGUCGAGGGGCACUGCUAGUCUGUGA
Molecule: messenger RNA, 1557 nt
Organism: Microdochium trichocladiopsis
Lineage: Eukaryota; Fungi; Ascomycota; Sordariomycetes; Xylariales; Microdochiaceae
Product: major facilitator superfamily transporter
Exons: 2
Coding region: 1-1557 (518 amino acids)
Biological process (GO): transmembrane transport
Molecular function (GO): transmembrane transporter activity
Source: RefSeq, a predicted model, not a curated record